GAUUUUAACACGUUUUUGCUUUAAAGGCCUUCCAUACAAAGAGAUCCGCGGUGCAGCAUGGACAGAUUGAGCGUUUCUCUGCUGUUGAUUUGGGCGUUCAGAUGUUCAUAUGCAUUUAACAUGGACACAGAACAUUCACUGACAUUUUAUGGCAAACAAGAAGACUUCUUUGGCUACAGCGUUCAUCAGUACCAAUCUGAAAAUGGGAAAGAGAUCAUCGUUGGAGCUCCAUUAAAUAAUUCAACAGAGAGAAUUUACACCUGUCUCACAAAUCUAAGGAACUGUACACCACUGCAGCCAGGUUCAGAGAGUAACAGACCGUUGGAUUUGUCAACUGCUGUGUCAUCUUCUGGUACCACAAGCAUCACUAGUUGCAGUCCAUUUCUUGGACAUGAAUGUAAUGGAAACUCGUAUCUUAAUGGUAUCUGCUACCAGUACAACAGCAGGUUACAGCCGGACUCCAACUUCACCACAGGUUUUCAAGAAUGCACAAAGCAAGAAGUCAAUCUGGUGUUUCUGUUUGAUGGAUCUGAAAGUAUGACAAAAGCUGAUUUUAAUUUUAACAAAGAUUUAAUCGUAAAUAUUAUGACAAAACCAUCAAACUCCUCCAUAAAGUUUGCCGCUGUCCAAUUUUCCAAAUUUUUCCGAACUGUGUUUGACUUCAACGACUAUCAGAACAACCUCGCUAAAGAGAAACUCAUGAAAGAGCCGCAGAUGCAUGAAAUCACACACACGCACGGUGCAAUAAAAUACACAUUAGACAAGCUGUUGAAUAAUGUGUCGUCUGGAGUAAACCCCAAUGCUACAAAAGCCAUGGUGAUAAUAACUGAUGGAGACCCAAGUGAUGUUGAUUAUGAUUAUGUCAUUAAGUCAUGUGAAGAGCAAAAUAUCCUCCGGUACAUGAUUGGGGUUGGACAUGUUGGUCUAGCAAAACUGAAAUUGAUGGCUUCAGAGCCCAAAGACAACAACACCUUCUACAUUGAAAAUUACAAUAGACUCCUGGGACUCCUUGACGAUCUGCAAAAAAAGAUCUACAAUAUUAAGGGUUCACAUGAAACAAACAAAAGCAACGACCGACAGAACUUUGAAUCAGAAUUAUCUCAGAGUGGAUUCAGUGUUGUAUAUCACACUACGGACUCUGUGAUUGUGGGUUCAGUGGGAUCUUAUAACUGGCGUGGAGUUCUGUAUGAAGUCAGAGGAUCUGGAUUCAGAGAGACCGAGAUUAAAGAUCCAUCUGUCAAUAAAGACUCAUACAUGGGUUACUCUGCUGUGAUUGGACGGAGAGGCAACACCUCUCUCCUCGUCUCUGGAGCUCCACGUGCUGAACACAAGGGUCUGGUGACGCUCUUUAACAAAAAUCACAACACAUGGACUGUACAGAAGAACAUCGUAGGAAUUCAGAUCGGGUCGUAUUUUGGAGCGUCUCUGAGUCUGUUAGACAUUGACUCUGAUGGAGAAUCAGAUUUUCUUCUGGUCGGGGCUCCGCUAUAUUACCGCUCUCAGCCGAGGGGAGAAGGGAGGCUCUACAUCUAUACUUUAUCAGAGAAGUCGUUUCUAAAGAUGAUGAACAUGUGCGAGUCAAAUGCAGGCAGAUUUGCUGCGUCUCUAGCAUCACUAAAGGACCUGAAUGGAGACGGGCUGUCAGAUGUGGCGGUCGGAGCACCGCUAGAAGAUGAAGGGACCGGAGUUGUGUACAUCUACCUCGGCGAUAAGAUGCACGGCAUAAACCUGAAAUAUAGUCCUCAGCGGAUCUCAGCGAGGUUAGUUCUGCCGGGUCUGCAGCAGUUUGGAAUCUCUGUGGUGGGUGAGAUGGACAUGAACAAUGAUAAUCUAACAGAUGUUGUAAUUGGAGCACGGGGAGGAAUCGUUCUGUUGAAAGCUCUUCCUGUGAUGUUUGUAUCUUCACAACUCAGUUUCAGCCCCAGUGAAAUUAGCUUAAAUGACUUUACCUGUUUGGGUGUGGAUUUGUUUCAUGCAUUCACCUUCACUUCAUGUUUCACUGUGUUUGAGCGAACCAGCAGCACAGGUUCACUGAACAAGGAUCUGAACAUCUCUUUGAAUAUUAAUCUGGAUGUUGAAAAAGAAAUUAAUCGAGGAUUCUUCAAGCUGCAGAAUUCAAGUUCCAGGAGUCUUCAGAAUUCCACCCUGCUUUCUAAAGCCUCCUGUUUUAACUUCUCAAUCUUCAUGCCGCGCUGUGUUUUUGACACAGUGACUCCACUGAAGAUUCAAAUGAAUUUCUCACAAACUGAGUUGUCUUCUGAUCAACCAUCAGCUAUUCUAGACAUCCACAGCACGACGGGGAUGUUUGUUGAGGUACCGUUUGAAAGGAGCUGUAACAGUGACAGAUGUGUGCCUGAUCUAAAGCUGAACUUCAGAUUUAUUAAUGAGACCUUACUGGUGGUGAAUCAAGCUUAUUUUAUGGUUCUUAUAACGUUGGCCAACAAAGGAGACAACUCUUAUAACAACAGCAUAGUGCUGCACUACCCAGAGGGCCUGUCACUCUCCAAAUUUGAUGCUGUUAAGAGCCACACACGCAGCAGCUGUGGCGAUCGAGAUGGCAGUGCUAUGAAGAGAACCACCUGCAGUAUCAAUCUACCAGGGUAUCGAAGCAAUAUUGAAACUGAGUUUCUAGCAACAUUUCGUGUGACUAAUCGGGACUACGACUGGCCAGAUAUAAUGGACAUGAUCAUCAUUGCCGACAGUGAUAACAACGGUCAUAAUGCCACAGUGAAGAGGAGUGUACCGGUUCAGUUCGCCGUUGACUUGGCUAUCAGUCUAGUGAGUAAUUAUUCUGUCACGUAUCUGAAUCUCUCUCUGGAGGACAGAAGGCCAAAAUCUCUCAGCAUCACUUACAAGGUGGAGAAUCUGGGCCUUAAAUCUCUGCCAGUAUCAGUCACACUCCUAUUGGCCUGUUCAAAAACACAUGUGAUGUUCACACCGAAGAGCUUCGGCAUAAACAAGGUCUUCGGUCUCUCUAAUUUAACACAGUGUCAGAUGAUCAAUGAGAAACAGGAUGGUUACUGUGGGAGGUUUCAGUGUGAUGAAAUCCAUCUGGAGACAUCUGCUGAAAUCCAUCUGGAGACAUCUGCAGCUGUUUACUUUACUCUGACGGCACAAGCUGCGCUUCAAAACACAAAGGAGUUUGAGUCGAGAUUUUCCUUUCACGAGUUCAGUUAUGUCUUUAACAUCAUUGCCCAUCUAAACUACAACAGAAGCCGCUACAACCAGAUGAUGACCGGUUUAAAGGAUGACCCAAGUACAAUUCAGACCACAGUCAGGGUGGAGUUUGUAGUUCUGCCCAGUCGAUUGCUGAUCAUUUGCACGGGUGCUGGAGGCGGACUGAUCUUACUCAUUAUCAUAUUAGUUGUACUGCUGAAGAGUGGUUUCUUUAGCCGCAACCUUCCUGAGGAGUUGCAGACAUAUGGAUAUGUGUUUGAAAGCACACAUGGGUUAUUCUAUGAAAAUGGUGGCUUUCCUGUCCCAGCCCCAACCACCAGGAAAAACACUUAAAAUUGUCAGAUAAUGACACAAAAUAUAUGUUUUUUUUUAUUGAAGUGUUUUAUUAUUAAUAAGACAUAUGUAAGACAGUUAUAUUGCAAACCAUUUUUUUCUAUAUAUUGUAGAACACGGUCAGCACCAUGAAAUUGGCUUGUCCCUCGGCUCAGGAGUCGUGGUUUAGGGACAUAUUUUGAGUUAAAAAAAAUUAAUAUUCUCCCCCUUUAAAUGUCAUAAUACAAAGGGAAGUAGUACAGUUAUUUAGUAGACUACUUUAAAAACUAAAAUAUCAACUAAAUAUUAUAAAUAAUUUACAGGGAAUACCUGUCCCCCAAUUUCAUGUCACUGGUGUUACAAUUUAUAAAAAACACCACUUUGAAAAAAAAUCAACAUCCUUGCCAACUUCUUCCUGGGUCAAACAUUCAUUGUAGGCAUGGCUGUUUUGAAAAGCACAUAGUGAGUGUGUACUCUCU
This is a messenger RNA of Misgurnus anguillicaudatus (oriental weatherfish), 3968 nucleotides long. NCBI's taxonomy places the organism in Eukaryota, Metazoa, Chordata, Actinopteri, Cypriniformes, Cobitidae. The record is from RefSeq and is a predicted model, not a curated record.